Striga asiatica is the source of this 1020-nucleotide messenger RNA. Lineage: Eukaryota; Viridiplantae; Streptophyta; Magnoliopsida; Lamiales; Orobanchaceae. The record is from the annotation of a GenBank genome assembly.
AUGGGGGCAUCACUAUCGAAUUUGACUGAGAACGGGUCGGGCAACGGCGGGCCGGGCCUGGGCGACAUACCGGAGAACUGCGUGGCGCGCGUGUUCCUCCACCUCCCGCCGCCGGAGAUAUGCAACCUGGCUCGGCUCAAUCGCGCUUUCCGCGGCGCCGCGUCGUCGGACGCCGUCUGGGAGACCAAGCUUCCGCCCAAUUACCACCACCUCCUCGGGCUCCUGUCUCGGCCCGACGUCCAUCGGAGCCUCCGGAAAAAGGACGUUUUUGCCCUCAUAUCCCGGCCCCUCCCUUUUGACGACGGCAACAAGGCACGUGAUUUUCACAUGGGACAAUUGCAGGUGGUGUGGGUGGACAAGUUUACAGGGAGAGUCUGCGCGUCAAUAUCGGCCAAGGCAAUGGCAAUCACAGGCAUUGAGGACAGGAGAUAUUGGAAUUGGGUACCAACAGAGGAAUCUAGACAUGAAUCGAACAAUUUCACCAAGUUGGAGAAUCUGUCAGCGUGUAUCCCGGCAAACAGCAUAGAGCGGUUUUUAUUUAGUGUUGUGGCCUAUUUGCAGCAAAUAUGGUGGUUCGAAGUUGACGGCACUGUAAAAUUCCCUUUACCGCCCGAUUUAUACGCGCUCUCUUUUAGGAUUCACCUGGGCAGAUUUUCCAGAAGGCUCGGCCGACGUGUUUCCAGUUUCGAACAUACUCACGGAUGGGAAAUAAAGCCCGUGCGUUUCGAGUUCUCUACUUCAGAAGGCCAACAGGCAUCGAGCGAAUGCUUUCUAGACGAUUCACAGCAAGAUGACAAUAGCAAUAGCAAUAAUUAUACGAAUACGAGUUCCAAGCGUGGCUGCUGGAUAGAUUACAAGGUUGGUGAAUUUACUGUCAGCAAAUCGGAUUAUGAAACGGAGGUGAAAUUCUCUAUGAAACAAAUUGAUUGCACGCAUUCGAAAGGUGGGCUCUGUGUCGAUUCUGUUUCGGUUAUUCCAGUUGAGUUGAAAGGGCACAGGGGAAGAAAGGUUUUGAAGUAG